Messenger RNA from Ilex paraguariensis (yerba mate), 204 nucleotides. Lineage: Eukaryota; Viridiplantae; Streptophyta; Magnoliopsida; Aquifoliales; Aquifoliaceae. The record is from the annotation of a GenBank genome assembly.
AUGUCCAUGGCCGUGCGGGAAGCAUCAUAUGUGGCAUGGAAGUGCAGCCAACAAACAGCUCUAACAAAAGAAAAGAUUUUUCUUGAUAUCUUUGUUACUUGCUAUGAGGUGAGCGAGGUUGUUCACCAACCGCGACGGCAACAAAGUUUGUUGAUUAUAAAGGGUGUUAAGUAUUUAUUUGAGGCGUUUGAGUUAAGGUGUUGA